Bemisia tabaci is the source of this 2209-nucleotide messenger RNA. RefSeq lists its product as uncharacterized. NCBI's taxonomy places the organism in Eukaryota, Metazoa, Arthropoda, Insecta, Hemiptera, Aleyrodidae. The record is from RefSeq and is a predicted model, not a curated record.
AGCCAUAACAUCGAAAUCCAGACUUGUUUUCGUAACAACAAAGCAAAUUUAAGAGUCUUAAUGAACCGCGCACUGGGGCAAUGGAGCGGAAAGUUUUUAUCGCCUACGUCUUUACUCACCUCACUACGAAUGGUAAUCUGCCUCGCUAAGGAAAAGCGCCGCGUGGAAAUUAGGACGUUGGCAAGUUUUUUCUGAUACAGUAAAGAAAUUGGGAUUUUUCCGCCUUGAAUUUGUCAUUAAUUUUUUUGUGAACUUCAACACGGUGCACCUGAGCUGAGAACAUUGAAGAAAAGUAUUCGCAUCUUAAGUUCUCAAGCAUUAAUCGUUUAAAGCGGUGGAUUUGGCAACAUUUUAAAGCCCAUUCUGUGUUUUUCCUAAGCACAGCAGUAACAUUUUGCAUUGAUUCGCGCGUACUGCACUGCUGUAAGAAAGAGCCGCGCGCGUGGAUCAAAAAUAAAGAUUCAGCGGAAAACUUACAGCUUUCAAGUGGCGAAAUAUAAAAUGGUCUUCCGUUUGAACUGACUUUAUUUACGUCGUGGAGCCUCCAUCAAUAUCCGCUGGUCUCCUGACCCCUAGGUCGCGAUAAGAUGAAACAAAUCCUGUGUGUCCUAACCCUCAACAUUCUUUCCGCACUUCUGGUACACGGAGGUCAGCAAUGCAAUACAAUCUGUAACCUCCCAGAGGACACACUUUGUUACGACCCGAAACUCGAGAUCGUCCACCUCUACGAGGACCAAUGGCCGACCGAUAUCGCAAUCACCCCCUGCGGCCGGAAAUUCUCUUGCUACCCUAGCGGCAUCGACGCCAAGAACACCAACAACGGAUGCAACGGCAAAUACGCGGUCGCCGAACUGAAGAAAUGCGGAGAGGUCCCCUACCCCAACUACUGCAUCAACAACCCACCGAAUGGCGCCAUCAACUAUUGCACCAGCCCUCCCGUCACCUACGGCUACCCGGAUUACUUCCUCAGCGUGCAAGCACUUCUUUACGACUGCGCCUAUGGGCUAUUCUGUCUGGACGCCGCCCGGGCCAGGGACGACAAACAGAUCAUCUACGAGGCAUCCAAGGGCGGGACGAAGGUCGUUUUGGUCGACACGUGUAGUGACUGCGUCGUCCGGACGUACUGCUUCCCGGUUGACGUCGCAACGCCGACGUCGUACUUCAUCAACAUGGCCGUGGACAACGUGAAAGGUGUCAUGUACAUCGCCGAUGCGCCAGGUUACUCGAUCGUCGCCCUGGAUCUGUGCACUGGGAAAUCCUUCAUCGCUUUCCAGGGAGACCCAACGCUGAUGUGGAUUCAAGGCGGGUUGGAUUGGAUCUGGGGUCAGCCGUCGUACAGCACGGGGACGAUUUUGAACUGUGAUGGAAACGAGUCUAACUGUGAGAUCCAAAUAGGGUCCAUCCCGUUUGGGGUCUCGACACUGUCCCUUUCGUGUGACAGGAAGAGGCUCUACUACAGCCAGCUUGGGGGUCGCACGCUGUGGUCCGUGGAUACGAAGGCGCUGUUGGCGGCGGAUGGGGUCGCUGAUACGAUCGUAAACCACGGCGAGAAGGGAGUGACCCUGGGGUUGAUAACCGAUGUGCAAGGGCUCAUCUGGUCCGGGAACGCGGAGAACGAUGCGAUCGUGUACUACAAUCCCUGUUGCGCCUUCGCGAAGACGUAUCUGUACAUACGGGACCCGAGGUUGAGCUGGGUGCACGGGUUCAGCGAGGCGGGAGACGGGUACAUGUACUGUCUUGCCAACUACAUCAACGGUAUCAACCUGGUCUACCCGGGGACGGGGCCUAUUUACGCCGACAGACGGAAGAAACCGUAUGUUUUGUUUAGGUAUAAGCUGCCAUGCGAUUGUCUCUGUCCGAAUUUCAGUACGGAGCCAACUCUGGGGAAGCAAGUCUCUUGCGAGUGAGUUGCAGUUGAGUAAGCCGUGAAACGAUCUUUUCAAAAUUGAGAUUUCUUGAAAAUUCGACUGAUUUAAUGUUAAUGAGCUUUAUGCAGAUUUAGAUAAAGCAACACAAGUUGUCUUAUUGGUAAAAAAAAAAGUGAGAUAUGAGAUAGAAGUGAGAGGGCGCAAAAAUCGGCGUCAUUUUGAGACAAAACAGCAGCGUGUUCACACUAUACCACAAAGAAGCUGUGAUUACUGCUUCCUUGAGUAAAAUGGUACCAUUUUCUGCAAAUUUUUGCCCUGAAAAUGUGUUUGUUGUGUAUGAA